AUGUCCAUCUCUCGUAAAAAACUAACCAUAAAUUUUGAUUAUCUAAUCGGUUUGGAUAAUUUAAACAAAUUGAAUAAAGUUAAGGAUUUGGGUUUAAUAUAUGAUAAUCAAUUUCGUUUUGGAUCACAUAUUAAUAAAUUAGUAAAUAGUGCAAAUCAUUCACUGGGAUUCAUUUAUAGACAGACUUCCAUUUUUUCUAUAAAAACAAUUAAAAUUCUAUAUAAUGUGUUAAUUAAGCCUAAAUUAGAGUUUGGAUGUUUGGUGUGGGGAGAUCAACCACAAAUACAUUUAGCGCCAAUUGAAAAGACCCAGAACAAGUUUCUUAGAUACUUGUAUUUCAGGAAAUAUCAUGUGUGGCCAGAUUAUACAAAUGUAAGAUCAUCUAGAUUAAGGGCAGAAUUUAAUAUUAUUUCAUUAACAAGCAGACGUAUACUAACAAUGAUGCUUUUUUUGUAUAAA
Psylliodes chrysocephalus is the source of this 459-nucleotide messenger RNA. Lineage: Eukaryota; Metazoa; Arthropoda; Insecta; Coleoptera; Chrysomelidae. The record is from the annotation of a GenBank genome assembly.